CAGCUUACAUGAAAAACAGGGCAAUGAAGAAAAUAGAUUCCCAGAAGUCACAAGAGUCAUCAGAGAUUAGGGAGGGAACUACAUACAAAACAUGCGUUGAUCUAAACAAUAAUGAAGAAGACAUGGAAAACAUUACAGAGAUACCACCACCCCUGAGAAAACCCCAGUCUACACCUAUUGCUCAUGACCAGUGCACAUUUGUUUAUUUUGAUUUGGAAACUACAGGUCUUGGUAAAGAUUGUGAAGUUACCCAGAUUGGUGCGUGUCUUUCUGAAGAAUCAUUUUCACAGUAUGUUCUUCCAUCUACUCAGUCCAUUUCACCCUCUGCCACCGCUGUGUCCGGUAUUGCUGUGAAGGAGAAUUUGAUGUUCAAGAAUGGAAUGCAGGUGCCAUGUAAGAAUACCAAGGAUGCUAUGAAAACAUUUGUUGCAUGGUUGAAAAAAAUUUCAAACAUAGUGCUAGUUGCUCAAAAUGCAAAAUUUGACUCCAGUGUUAUUGUCCGUGCAAUGCAUCAGGUAGGACUAAGUGCGAAUGACUUCAUUAUUGGAUUCAUAGACACAUUAACUCUAUUCAGAGAAGCAGUUCCCAACAGCAGAUCUUACAAACAAGUGGACCUUUUGAAAGAUUUAUGUACAUCACAUUAUGAUGCCCAUGAUGCCCUAGCAGACCCCCAAGCUCUACAACGACUUGUGCUUCAUCUUGAGAUAUCCAGAGGGAUGAUGAAGAAACACAGCUUCGGUGUUGAGUUUGUUAUUGAAAAUGACAAUUAUGCAAUUGUAAUGAGUAGAAAUGCUUCUUCAUUGAAACAUCUUGUAGAUGAAAAUAUUUUAUCCAAAUUUACAGCUAACAAAAUUGCAGCUUCUGGUCUUCAUUAUGACCAUCUUUGUAAGUUACCCCCAGAAGAUCACCGACACAGACAUGAGAGUGGACCAGACACAUCCCCAACCAACAUCUGCUACUGUUUACUCGUAUGA
This is a messenger RNA of Saccostrea echinata, 974 nucleotides long. RefSeq lists its product as uncharacterized. Gene Ontology annotation, molecular function: nucleic acid binding; 3'-5' exonuclease activity. The coding region runs from base 9 to 974 and encodes 321 amino acids. The transcript is spliced from 3 exons. The record is from RefSeq and is a predicted model, not a curated record. NCBI's taxonomy places the organism in Eukaryota, Metazoa, Mollusca, Bivalvia, Ostreida, Ostreidae.